Molecule: messenger RNA, 711 nt
Organism: Diospyros lotus (date-plum)
Lineage: Eukaryota; Viridiplantae; Streptophyta; Magnoliopsida; Ericales; Ebenaceae
Product: dirigent protein 11-like
Exons: 1
Coding region: 136-684 (182 amino acids)
Source: RefSeq, a predicted model, not a curated record
UUGAAAAUUCCCAAACCCUCGUGGGCAUCUCCCAGUCCCCACAAUCUCUGUGUGGGAUAAAACAGCGCCGGCCGGCAACCAUUUCACAGGAAUCACAGCGAUCCUUCCAAAUCCAUCCUCCCAGCAUAUUUCUCCAUGUCCACUCUCCUCAACCUCGCUUCCAACCCCUUCUUCCCGCUCCUGGCCCUACCGCUCCUCUACUGGACUUUCAUCCGCCCCCGCCCGCCGCCCCAGCCCAAGGAAACCAACCUCGUCGUCUACGUGCACGACCACUUCACCGGCCACGACGCUUCCGCCAUCACGGUGGCCGGAAAACACGGGGCGGCCUCCAGCAUCCUGCAGUUCGGAACGGUCGCCGCCGUUGACGAUCCUGUGACCGAAGGUCCAGAUCCGAAGUCAAAGCAGAUCGGGAGGGCGCAAGGGUUGUACAUCAACUCUCAGUUGGACGGGAAAGCGCUCUACAUGGCGUUCUCCGUGAUCUUCACGGAGGGGGAAUUCAAAGGGAGCAGUUUAGAGAUACAAGGAGCGGAUGUGUUCGCGAUGAAGGAGAGAGAGUUUUCGGUGGUUUCAGGGACUGGUUGUUUUAGGUUUGUGAGGGGGUUUGGGAUUAUGAGUACUGAGUUUCUGGACAUUGCCAGUUUGAGAGCCAUUAUCAAGCUCAAUGUAACAGUGAAGCACUACUGAUAUUGAAGAUCUAUCUUAAUUUCUCAA